AGCCUUUUGUGCCCUCACACACCGGAGCGGACCGGACCGGACCAUGGCGGGUGCUCCUCCAGGACGUCGGUCGGAGCCGGUGGAAUACAACACACGGGAUUUGAUCAUCUACGCCUUGGGCAUUGGAUCGCGAGACCUGCGCUACGUCUACGAGAAGGAUCCCAACUUUGCAGCAUUUCCAACUUUUCCGGUGGCUCUCUACUACAAAGGCAGCUCCUAUGAUGUGUUGCCCUUUCCAUCGCCUAUCCUGGAGGCCUUUCCAGUGCCCGCGGUCAGCGGUGUCAAGGUUUGGCUCGACGCCGGGAUUACCAUCGAGCGCUGCCGCCCGCUGCCGGCGGGUGGGCGCUUCACGCUGGAGGGUGGCGUGGCCUCGCUGCAGCCGAAGGGCAAAGGAGCGCUCAUGGAGAAGCUCUACGACGUCAAGGACGACAGCGGGGCCGUCUACUACCGCAUGGUGGAUGUCUCCUAUCUGGUGGGCGCGCACGACAUCGAAGCCUUCGGCGAGACGUUGACCAAGCCGAAAGAUGUGGCGAAGGCUGUGGGCUCACGAGCGCCCAAACUGCGGGUGGAGGAGAAGAUGGAGGCGGGCAUUGCCAGCAUCUAUCGACUCAGCGGGGAUUAUAACCCUUUGCAUGUGGAUCCAGGUUAUGCGAAGACCGCUGGCUACGACCAUCCGAUCGUCCACGGCAAAUGUACCUUGGGCCAUGCUGCGCGGAUGCUGAUGGACGGUCUUGCAGGUGGCGACCAACGGCGUUUUAAGUCACUGCAGCUGCGCUAUGCGGCGCCGGUGCUCGCGGGGCAAACUUUAAUCCUGGAGGCCUGGGAAGCCCCCGACGCACCGGAAGAGUAUCUUUUUCAAGUCCUCGUCAAGGAGACAGGCAAGGUUUGCGUGAGCAACGGCCAUUUGAAGCUGACCCCAGCAAGCAAGCUGUAAAAGCGGCUUCGCAAAGGCUUCGCAUUCGCCCGGCUGCUUCUUUCGGUGUGCCUUCGAUUCUUUCGGUGAACACCCAUCCUCAGCAGCCAAAGGCUCCAGUUCCGCCGGUGCCCUUCACCCUAACCGGUGCCGAAUGAACGGAGGAUGACGGGUCGACCCGGGUGCCCCGGAAUCACCCUCCACGGGCCCCGAAGGUCGUUCAUCCAGACUUCCCAGAGAAACUGCUCUUGGGGAACUCAAAACCAACCUGGUAGGCUGAUGAGAUGGCAUGACCCAGACACUCCUCCAUG
This is a messenger RNA of Durusdinium trenchii, 1224 nucleotides long. The record is from the annotation of a GenBank genome assembly. Lineage: Eukaryota; Dinophyceae; Suessiales; Symbiodiniaceae.